This is a messenger RNA of Paraphaeosphaeria sporulosa, 1002 nucleotides long. Its product is annotated as nucleotide-diphospho-sugar transferase. The annotation marks the transcript as partial. Gene Ontology annotation, molecular function: glycosyltransferase activity. The transcript has a single exon. NCBI's taxonomy places the organism in Eukaryota, Fungi, Ascomycota, Dothideomycetes, Pleosporales, Didymosphaeriaceae. The record is from RefSeq and is a predicted model, not a curated record.
ACUUUACAACCAUCCCCACCAACUGAGACUGGGCAAGUCGGCUUUCAGGCCGAAUUCGGUUUCCAGCAAGACCUAGAGCUAGAUCUCCCCGUGGACGUCUUGCGGAAAUUCAGCAAUAAUAGACCGCACAACUACGAUCCUGCCGGACCCAAGACGAACGUGUAUGCUACAUUCAUGGGAACCAAUAAUCCCUCCAUUAAGGACCCCUAUUAUAUGGCCAUUCACUCGCUGAUAUAUCGCCUACUCUGGUCUCCCAAAUCUAGAAGCGAAAAGUACGCCUUCGUUGUCUACGUCGCCAAGUACGUUACACCUGAACAGCGGGAACUUCUUGCCGGAGCCGGUGCCAUUGUUCGAGAGCUCGAAAUGCUCGAGUGGGAUCCUCAAGACGAGGGAAUCCAGAAACGGUGGAAGAAUCUAUUCGCGAAAUUGAAUAUGUGGAAAGAAACGGAAUUCUCGCGAAUAUUUUCCCUGGAUGCGGAUGCAUUUCCAGUCGCCAACAUCGAUGGCAUCUUCGACACCGCGACUGAGCAGACCUGUAUAGAAGCGAAACUUACUCCCGAGGACUAUCUGCCUGACGGUACAUCUGCUUGCGAGCCGUACGUAUUCGCAGGCAUCCCGCAGGACCCGUUCAACCCGGUCGCCAAAAGCAUCAACGGAGGUGCCCUUGUUUUCUCGCCUUCCACGCGCAUGCAUCAACGCUUUCUGCAGAAUUAUCUCAAGUAUGACAGGUACGAUGUCAAGUUGGUCGAGCAGGCUUUCUUGAACUGGCAAUUCGACAUCAACGGGGCAUUUCCUGCACAACUAUUGGAUCGAGAGUGGAACGCCGCAUUUCCGAACGAAGAAGACGAAGGCAAGGUCAAAGUGGUGCAUGAGAAGAUCUGGUCCGAAGAUCGGGAGUGGUUGAAGAAGGAGUGGGUCAAUGAAUGGAUCGCAAUGACGCAAUUCUAUAUGAGCGAGGCUUUCAGCAAUGCUAGGUUCCUUGAUGGUCUAACUGAUAGUUAG